UGCCUUUAACCCGACGGGAACCGACCGUCAAAAUAUCUGAACCACCAGUAUAUAAGACGAUCUUAUUAUAAAAGGAACAAACAGUAAACUAAGUCCAAUAUUAAUGCAAGUACAUAGACGGGAUUAGGUAGAACAAACAACGAAGUUUUUCUGAAGGAUUAAAGAGCAGAGAACUAACAUUUUAUUGCGAGAAUGGCUUUUGACGCUCGACUGUGAUUAAUAAUGGCUCGCCAGGUACUGUGGAUGUGUUUAUUUUAACAAUAUUCUUAUGGAAGACUAGGUAGCAUCAACUGUCGGAAACGAUUUGUUCCAAGCUGGCGAACCUAUUGUUUUGUUUCUUUAUGAAGCGUAUAUACGUAAACCUUCUCAUUUAAUCAUUUUUAUCGGAGUCUUUUCUUAUUCAAAUUUCGAGUGGAGUAUGAUAUUAUAAUGUAAAUCGUAUUACUAUCGCGGGAGCCUUUUCAUUGUCAGUUAUGUAGUUAAAUCGUUUAUUACGGUAUACCUAAAUGUUUAUCGCAGAGAAAAGUUCGGAACAAAAUACGGAGAUAAAUGUAAAUAAAUGUUAGUAAUUUCUCUGGCAUACACCCUGUGGAUGGACUAUUUUGAGGAAUAUCGUGUAUGUUAUAGUGUUCCUGAAAAGUGUGAAGUGUGAAGAUCGGAGAAUAUUAAAGGAAUAGAGUGAUUGAAUGGUGUGAAAAUGAUAAAUUUGCGUAGUUUCAUCACUGGAUAUUAUCUCUGGCUGCCAAUUCUAUGGAUUACACUGGUUCCAGAAUGCCUUGCUCAAAUGGAGACAUUCCGAAUCGGCGGCCGCAGAGAAAACAUCACAUUUGCUGGCCUGUUCGAACCGAAGCACGAAGGUCUUGUGUUGGCGCUCCAGAACGCGGUUACCAAGGUGAACAUGCACCAGCUCGUGGGGCCCUCGCGCAAUAUCGUCAUUGACCUAGACUAUGUGGACCCAGACAACAGCUUUGAGGCCAACAAGAAAAUGUGUCGUCAGAUGCGAGGGGGAAUUGCCGCCAUAUUUGGCCCUGUCUCGGAUAUCUCACGUGCGCACGUGCAGGCCCUUAGUCAAGCGUUCGAGAUCCCGCACAUUGAAAGCGUCUGGGACGCGCGAACGCCCCGGGAAUACUUCUCUAUCAACGUAUAUCCGGACCACGAAGUGCUGUCUCAGGCGUACGCCGCUGUUCUCGUGCACUGGGAAUGGAAAGAAUUCACUGUCAUUUAUGAAGACAACAACAGCCUUAUCCGCCUUCAGAAGAUACUAGAGACCGCACGUGGUGAGGACUACAAAAUGACCAUCCGGCAGCUAGACGAGCACAUGGCUGGCUAUAUCUCUAUGCUCAAGGACAUGCACGAUAAACUCGAGUACCGCGUCGUCAUCGACUGCCACGUGGACAAGGCUAGAGACAUCUUGGACGCGGCUGAUUCUCUCAACAUGGUCAACGAUUACUUCCAUUUCCAUUUUACAACUCUGGACUUAGGUCAGCUCUCCCUGGAUAAGUUUAUGGAGAAGGGCGCCAACAUCACGGCCAUGCGCCUCAUUAAGCCGACUAAACCCGAUGUUCUAAAUAUAAUGGCGGAAUGGGGAAUCAUGGAGAACAACAUCGGCCGGUCACCACUGCUUGGCAAGUCCAUUGUAGCGACGGACACGGCGCUGAUGUACGACGCAGUCCAGCUGUUUGCCCGUGCACUGGCCAGCCUCUCCAACCAGCAGUUACAGACACAGGAGCUUUUCUGUGGCAAGCGGGAAACCUGGAAGAAGGGAAGUAACCUCCUCAACUACAUCAAGGCCAUCGACUACCAUGGUCUGUCUGGGAAGAUCCGGUUCGAGGACGGGCGCCGGAAGGACUUUGACUUGGACGUCAUCGGCCUUACCAACAAAGGACUCGUUGAGAUUGGUACCUGGAACCGGCGGACAGGCGUCAACAUCACCGUCACUCCCCAGCAGAAACAGAAAGAUGAACUUGAGCGGCUCAAGAACAUGACGCUGCGAGUCGUAACCAUCUUUGACCCUCCGUACUGUGUGGAACGGGAAGAGCCGGACGAGAAUGGACGGAUGCAAGAGGGAUUUAUAGUGGACCUGAUGGACCACCUGGCGGCGACCCUCGGCUUCAAGUACGAGAUUUACGGGCAGGACAAAAGAGCGUACGGCUCCUUGCAAAGCGACGGGAAAUGGGACGGCAUGAUUGGGGACCUUAUUGAGCGCGACAGCAAAAAUAAAGCUGACCUGGCGGCGGCGGGACUGACAAUAACAUACGAACGUGCAAAGGUGGUGGACUUUACCAUGCCCUUCCUCAACUUGGGAAUCACCAUCAUCUACAAGAAGCCGGUGAAGACGCCCCCGGACCUCUUCUCCUUCCUGUUGCCCCUCUCGAUCGAUGUGUGGAUCUACAUGAUCGCCGCCUACCUCUGCGUCAGCUUCAUGCUGUUUGUGAUCGCCAGGUUUACACCAUACGAGUGGGAAAACCCGCACCCGUGCGACCAGGAGUCGGAGGAAGUGGAGAACCAGUUUACAAUCCUCAACAGCCUGUGGUUCACCAUUGGAUCUCUCAUGCAGCAAGGCUCGGACAUCGCUCCCAAGGCGUCGUCAAGCCGCUUCGUGGCAUCAGUAUGGUACGUAUUCACACUGGUUCUCGUGUCCUCAUACACGGCCAACCUGGCGGCCCACCUCACCAUCCGCCGGAUGGAGUCGCCCAUCAAGAACGCGGAUGACCUCUCCAUGCAGACGGAAAUACAGUACGGUACCCUCCAGGCUGGAUCAACCCGCGACUUCUUCAAGAAUUCAAAUUUGUCUACAUACAAGCGGAUGAACUCAUAUUUCGAGGCGAACGCGGACAAGGUCCUGGUCAACAAUAAUGGAGAGGGGUUCAAGAGAGUUAUGGAGGAAAACUAUGCGUAUAUCGCCGAAUCGACGACCAUCGACUACAAGAUCCAACGGAACUGCGAACUUAUGCAAAUAGGAUCAAAUCUGGACAGCAAGGGAUACGGCAUCGCCGCGCCAAAAGGUUCACCGUUUAUCGGCCACAUAUCGCGGGAGAUCGUGCACUUGCAGCAACAGCAGAUAGUGGCCAAGAUCUACAAAAAGUGGUGGGUGGACCAGGCCGGCACCGUCUGUGUAAACGAGGAAGAUCCAACCACGAACAACAAUGCCCUCGGCGUCAGGAACGUGGGUGGGGUGUUUGUUGUCCUGGCCGGGGGUUCCUUGUUUGGGCUGCUUGUCUCUCUCCUUGAGUUCCUCUGGAAGGCCGCCAAGAAUGCCCGCAAAGACAAGCAAUCGUUUUGCUCAGAGCUUGCAGAAGAGUUGCGGUUUAUACUUCGAUGCAAGUCUUCCCGAAACUUUGGCGAGGAGUCCAGCAAGGAGAUGGUGGACCCACAUAAUGGAGUGAAAUACUCUCCCGCGAACACAGUGCCUAAUGAUAAAAAACACAGGGACUUACUAGAAUGACAUGGCAACUUUGUGAUACUGGAUAUUUAACGGUGUGAUAGUGUGGCUUUACGCUUAAUCAAUGAUCAAAAUUGAAAAGAGUCUAAAAAAUAAUCUUUAUUUAAUGUCACUUGGAACCUUUUGCUUUUUACUUUUCAAUUUAAAGCGUAAUUCAUUUUAGUAGGUUGGCUUUUUGCAAAAGUCCGUUGCUUCAUUUGUUUUUAUACUGUUUAUAAUAGUCAUUAUUAUGACUGGUUGUUCAAUGUGCUGUCUUCCAGAAGAGUUGAAAUAUACAAACAAGAGACUGAAAUUAAAUUUACUAGUUUUGAAAUUGGCGUGUUUCAUUGUUUUUCAUAGUGUUUAUAAUAAUGAUUAUUAAAAUGGUUGUUAAAUGUGUUGUCUUCCUGAAAAUCGCUCAUCUUCAUGAGUUGUAAUUUACAAAACUGAAGCUAAAAUUAAACUUACUAGAUUUGAAAUUGGUGUAUGAGACAUUAUAGAAUAACUGCAUUGCCACUGUGAAAGCAUAUUUCUUACAAGAAAGAAAUGUUAAGUAUACCUUGAUGAUAAUUGUAUAUACAUGUACAUGUUAAUAGAAAUCGGCUGCCCUUGGUUUCCUGUUAACCUAUCAUGUUGGAAUUUAUUUUUGAAAACUCAUUUAUAAAAUACCAGCAUUUCAGAUUUUUGUUGGAUGCUGUUAUUGCUGUAGUACUGUAGUUUGUAAACAUGUAAAGCUAAUAUAUAAUUAUAUAUGUACAUGUAUGUUUUACAUGUACAUUGCUGUUUAUUUAUUAGAUUUCGAGCCAUAUGCAUUGUAUAAAACAUGAGAUAUUAUUUUUAUAAACGUUGACCUACCAUUCCCACGUGUGUAGAAUACUUGUUUGUACAUAUUUCCCUUACUUAAAGCCUAAAGCCAUCUCAUAAAAACGCCUGUGAGGCUUUCUGCUCUUAGGAAAGGCUAUACCAAACUUGAUUCUAUGUUGAGCGAUAUUCUACAGUCACAAACCUUCCUACCAGGCAGAAUAAACAAAUGAAGAAACAAAACAAGAACACCAUUUCCCUAUUUCGUAUGUAUCUAUAUAAUUACAGUCGAACCCCGUUAACCCGAUUUUCCAGGAACUGGCCAAAAAAAUUCGAGCCUCGCUAAGAUCGAGCCAAGCGGGAAUCCUUAGUUAAAAACAAUCGGCCCGAGCCAACGAGGAAAUCGAGCCAAGCGAUUUCGAGCGAACGGGUUUCGACUGAACGGUUUUUGGUUUAAAAUAUUUGUUACAUACGAGGCUGGUGACGCUAAACAUACUAUCAAUUUGGCACGGCCUUAACUUAUAUGUACACCAUGCCGUCCUCAAGUGUAACUGUUGAAAUAUCAUAUGCAUAGUUAUACAUGUGUGAUACUUAUCUGAAAGAAAUACUGUAUGUACAAGAAUUUCUUCAGACAGAUUGAGCAGUUUCACAAGAAUUUCUGGAUUGCAUUUGAAACUAUUCGGUUAACAAGUACAUAUGAAAAAGUAAACAAUAAUACUGUGUGUUAAGGGAUAUAUUUUUAUUAUUAUUCCCGACCUUUAAUCAAAGAUGUUUUCAAAAUGGGUCGUUUUACAACUGUUUUCGUUGACAUGUCCGAACAAUGCAUCAAAAUGUAUACAAAAAUAAUACACCAAGUACAUGUUCGUUGUAAAACUAUUGUCGUAAAUUAUGCAACAUUGAAUGUUAUCGGUAACUGCUGAAUUAUCAUUUGAAAAUUGUUGAAAUUUCUAAUGAAUCAAAUUGUUACAUUAACUUCGCCAUCUUUGUACUUUCUCGCUGUCAUUCACAAUCAUUAUGUUAAAAUGCAUUUGCAUAAACGACAAUAAAAUUGUUGAAAUGUA
This is a messenger RNA of Mya arenaria, 5283 nucleotides long. RefSeq names its product glutamate receptor ionotropic, kainate 2-like. The transcript is spliced from 18 exons. The record is from RefSeq and is a predicted model, not a curated record. Gene Ontology annotation, cellular component: postsynaptic membrane; plasma membrane. Lineage: Eukaryota; Metazoa; Mollusca; Bivalvia; Myida; Myidae. Gene Ontology annotation, molecular function: glutamate-gated receptor activity; transmitter-gated monoatomic ion channel activity involved in regulation of postsynaptic membrane potential. The coding region runs from base 698 to 3445 and encodes 915 amino acids. Gene Ontology annotation, biological process: monoatomic ion transport; modulation of chemical synaptic transmission; synaptic transmission, glutamatergic.